UGGGUGUGGCUGACACAUCGUGUAGCAGCAGCAGCAUUAGCCCUGUUAGCUGAGACUGGAGGCUGAUCUGCCCUUGGCUCGGCUCACAGUCUGUGUGAGGCUCAUGCUUACAGGCCGAGGGCAGCAGUUACAGUGCAGCGGGGCGGCCAGGGCUGUGUAAUUGGAAACCAAGGUUUCUCCCUCUCACACUGUCAAAGACUCUGCUACUUUCCAUUCACCGGCAGGGUCAGGACUCAGGACGGAUUCCGCAUUGAAAAGAAGAGCUCCCAGGCGUAAUAAGAGGCAGCAGCCGGGAUUAUUGCGCUACCACGUCCCUUCCAGCGAGUCAGCAGGCAGCGCAGCACCAGGGAUUUACUAACAGCAGAGAGUUUCCAAUGUUAAAAAGCUCUGAAGGCAAUAUCACAGCAGCAGCCUGAUCCUAACAUGUGGGGCCGGGACUGAGGUCUGAGGUCUUCUGAUUGCUUCCAAAAUUGGGUUGUGUGGCCUGGAUUAAAAUAUAUAUUUAGAAAAAAUGGCAUCAUUGGCGGUCCAGGUUUUCAUUGGGCUAGCUGUUUACACCAGUUGCGCCAUAGGAUCUCUGCAGCCGCAAGCAAGAGUUUUUCUGACUUUCAAUGAUCUUCAAGAGACAAAGACAUCAGAAUAUUAUAGUUUAUCUCAGAGUCCCCUGGACUACAGGAUUUUGUUGAUGGAUGAAGAUCAGGACAGAAUCUACGUGGGAAGCAAAGAUCACAUUCUCUCAUUGAACAUUAAUAACAUAAGUCAUGAUCCUAUGAGUGUUUUCUGGCCGGCUUCUGCAAAUAAAGUUGAAGAAUGCAAGAUGGCUGGCAAAGAUCCCACACAUGGCUGCGGUAAUUUUGUACGUGUGAUUCAAAGCUUCAACCGAACCCAUUUGUUCAUUUGUGGAAGCGGAGCCUUCAGUCCUAUUUGCACAUAUGUCAACCGAGGCCGCAGGUCUGAGGACCGCAUAUUUUUAAUUGAUUACAAAAAUGAAUCUGGAAAAGGACGUUGUUCUUUUAACCCAAAAGUAAACACCGUUUCUGUUAUGAUCAAUGAAGAGCUGUUCUCUGGAAUGUAUAUUGAUUUUAUGGGCACUGACUCCGCCAUAUUUCGCAGUCUGACAAAACGCAAUGCGGUGAGAACAGAUCAGCACAACUCCAAGUGGCUAAGUGAGCCAAUUUUUGUGGAUGCACAGCUCCUUCCAGAUGGAACAGACCCAAAUGAUGCAAAGGUUUAUUUCUUUUUGAAAGAAAGAUUGACUGACAGCAGCGGGAGUACCAAGCAAAUCCAUUCCAUGAUAGCCAGAGUCUGCCCAAAUGACAUUGGUGGACAAAGAAGUCUUGUUAACAAAUGGACGACGUUUUUAAAAGCACGGCUGGUAUGUUCAGUUAUGGACGAUGAUGGGACAGAGACCCACUUUGAUGAAUUAGAGGAUGUUUUUCUCAUGGAAGCAGACAAUCAUCGGUCUACGCUAGUAUAUGGCAUUUUUACUACUUCAAGCUCAGUGUUCAAAGGGUCUGCGGUAUGCGUUUACCACAUGUCUGACAUCCAGACUGUGUUCAAUGGACCAUUUGCACACAAAGAAGGCCCAAACCACCAGUUAAUUCCUUAUCAGGGUAGGAUUCCGUAUCCAAGGCCUGGUACGUGCCCUGGAGGUGCUUUUACCCCAACUGUGCUGACAACUAAAGAAUUCCCAGAUGACGUUGUUACCUUCAUAAGAAAUCAUCCACUUAUGUUUAACUCAGUCUAUCCAGCACAUAAGAGGCCACUUCUAAUAAGAACAGGAACAGAUUACAAGUAUACAAAGAUAGCCGUGGAUAGAGUAAAUGCAGCCGAUGGGAAGUACCAUGUCCUAUUUCUUGGAACAGACAAGGGGACUGUGCAUAAAGUUGUCGUUCUUCCCAGUAAUGGCUCUGUGAGUGGAGAGCUCAUCCUAGAAGAACUGGAGGUUUUCAAGAGUCAUUCCCCCAUAACGUCAAUGAAGAUUUCUCCAAAAAAGCAACAAUUGUAUGUCAGCUCAGAGGAAGGUGUCACACAGGUGUCUUUGCAUCGCUGCCACAUAUAUGGCACUGCCUGUGCAGACUGCUGCCUGGCCAGAGAUCCUUACUGUGCCUGGGACGGAAAGUUCUGUUCCAGGUAUUAUCCAUCGGGGAAGAGGAGAAGUAGACGACAGGACGUAAAGCAUGGGAAUCCAGUUACUCAGUGUCGUGGAUUUAACAUGAAAGAAUACAGGAACACUGAAGAGAUUGUUCAGUAUGGAGUCAGAAAUAACACAACUUUCCUGGAGUGCAUUGCAAAAUCUCCACAGGCCUCUGUUAGAUGGCUUCUACAGAAGGAUAAUGACCGGAGGAAAGAGGUGAAAUUAAAUGAAAGGAUCAUUUCUACUGGCCAAGGGCUUCUUAUCCGUUCUGUCCAGGACAUUGACCAAGGACUGUAUCACUGCAUAGCCACAGAGAAUACCUUCAAGCAAACAAUUGCAAAAAUCAAUUUAAAAAUAUUAGAGCCGGAGCUUGUGACUUUCAUGACUGAUAAAUCCCAACUGAUCUGGGCCAGUACAUUGAGUGGACUACAGUUUUAUCCCAAGGACCUUACUGGAUCAUUCAGUCACUCUGAGAUGCAGAUGAUUAACCAGUACUGCAAAGAGAGCAGGCAGAAGAAGAGUCAGGUAGCAGCAAUUCCAAAACUAAAAGGGGAUUACAGCAAACUAAAAGUCCUUAUGAACACCAGGAAAAGCAGGAACAGAAGAAAUCAGCUGCCUGGAUCUUAAGCAAUAGUUUUUCUUUAUGAUUACAGACAAACAGUAUGAUUCUAUUUGUCCCACUAUAAUAAUUAAAAUUAGAUAAUUAUAUCAUAGCAUCAUGUGAUGGGAUCCAGUCCUUAGGUUGACUGCUCUUAGGUCAACACUCAUUAGGUCAACCACUGUUGGUCGACAUGGUCUAUAGGUCAACAUGUUCACUAGGUCGAUAUGUACAAGGUCGACAUGAGUUUUUCACUUUUUUUAUUUGUUUUUUUACUUUUUCAUACUUUACGAUCCACGUGAACUAUGAUUGGGAAUAGUAACCUGUGCCGAACGCAACGGUAGUGGAGCGCGGCACCUUGCCCGAAGCAUGGCGAGGAAAGCGGUGCACUAUUUGGGGUUCAUGGUCACUUUACAAAGAAAAUUACACCAAAAAACAAAACAAAACCCAAACCUCAUGUCGACCUUGUUCACAUCGACCUAACGACCAUGUCAACCUAUUUAAGGUGUCGACCAAUAGUGGUCGAUCUAAUGACUGUCAACCUAGAUACAGUCAACCCUAUGAUCCACACCCCAUGUGAAUAUAUGAUGUUAAUAGUUUUCCUUUUUAAAGAGCUACGAAGUUACUAAGCAUGUUUGCAUGUUCCUCCAAUAUUAUAUUGGGUGGUAAAAAUGCAUACAUGAGUCCCUGGUGAAUUGUGUUUUCAUAUUAGCUUUCAGAAGAUUAAGUUAAUACUAAUUAUUAUUUAUUACUACUUUUUUUUUAUCCAGAUAGAAAUGAAACUGAUCAUAAAGCUAACCUUAUCCUUUCUGUAGCACUCCCUUCCAGUUCCAUGACCAUACUGGCUACAUAUAUGUGCUAUAUGUAAUGGAGGGCUCCAGAAAUGUGUCUUAAUAGAUUGUUAGUAAGGACAUAUUGAUUGGCAAAGUGGUUCACAGAUGUCCACUUAUCCUACAGUAUACUGUAUACUGCAAAGCAGUGCUACAAAUCUCUUCCACCUUAUACUGUAUCAUGCAUGUAUCUUAAUAUACAUAGAUAUUUCCAUUUACUGACAUAGUUUAAACAACCAUAUAGCACUAAUAAACACAAUAGAAAGGAGAAAAAGUGAACUUUAUUUAUAUUGUUGGUAAGAUGGUCUUUGGAAACGGAUGGCAUAGUAAAAUAAAACAUAUAAGGGCUGUAAUAGACCUACAGUUGCAAUGAUUUUAUUGUCUUUUAAAAAAAACUGAUUAUUUUCAUAUGAAAAAGGGAAAGUUUUACAGUACAAAGUGUUCUUUCUGCUGCUUAGUAUAUGAUCUUGUUUUUCUGAGAUGUGGUUUGAAUGUUUGUCCUAUUUCCAUUCAGAGGACAGGGAGCACAGUAAACCCCUGUACUAAUCCCACUCUGAAUAUUUUGUUAAGAAUUACCUAAAGUCAGUAUAAAAAAAGUAUAGAAAGUGUGUAUGUUUCUUAAUCCAAUUACAAAUCAAUAAGAUUGGCGGUGAUGAUGCUUAUAGCACUGGGAAAUGGUUUGUCAAAUAUGAUAAAUGUUGUUUUGAAUUUCAUAAGUUUGCAACUUGUGAACUUCGUAUGUAACGCAACAGACAAAUGGCCUAUUGGAUUUCAGGCUUGCUGACAGAGUAACAUUUUUAAGAAGCUUUCUUUGAAGUAAAGUGUUUUCAUCACACUAAUACAGCAUUCGUCACUGUCAGACAGAAAUGGCACUCUCUUUUGUGCUAUAUUUCACUGCUGGACAAUAAUACUGUUGCUAGUUUUUCCAGCAAUUGAAAUGUAAGUAAUAACGUCACUUUAUUUUCUUUUGCAAAUGGGGUUGCUACACACAGGUCCAAUCCAUGUUCAUGUGCCAAUUGUGGUAUCCCCAUUACUAGCUUAACUGCGGGAUAUGAGCUGAACAUUGUCAGGGCUGUGGCAAUCCUUCCAUUGUCACAUGACAGACUGUGCUCCAUUCCAGUUAUUUCAAUGGUAAUCACAUCCUUUAUAAUACUGUAUGUCGUAAAUUAUAUUUAUUCCAGAAAACUAUUUAAAAACCUAAACUAAUAACAGUCAAAAUGGUUAAAAACAACAAGCCAUAUUUAUUGUUCAUUGUUACAAUAAAUGUUAUUUACAAAUAGCUGUGCACUCUUACUGUAUAUAUCAGGCUUAAAGUCUUAAUUUAGUGUUGAUGUCUCAAGUGCCAUUACCAGAAGAAAAAUACCCGCAAGUGCUUGAUAUUAUACUGACAAACCACAGGACUAAAAGGAAUAUUGUUAAUUUACUCUAGCUGUGAAAUGGGUUUUAUUUGAUUAAUGUGUCAUAUAUUUAUAGAUGUAUUAUAUUGGACACACUUAUAAUUGAUUAUUUCUGGAUGGGAUCAAUUAACAUUAUUAAGGAAGCCUGAGAUUGCCUUUUUUUAUACUCAUCUCUGUGUCUAGUUUGCCCAUACACACAUGUACAAUACGUACUGAAAGAUAACUACUGCAUUUACCUCUGCAUGUCAUACAGUAACAAUAUCUUCGUGAUAAAUGCAGAACAGCCUGUGACCCUGCUCUGGUUACCAUAGGCUAAAAAUAUUAUAGGUUGUCGUAGAAAGUAAUUUUUUAUUCUAGCAUAGUGAAGUUUGCUCACCAUCUUGUACAAGUUAACAGUUCUGCUGUAAGUUGAUUGGGGAUUCUUCAUAUACUUUAUUUACUAGCAAAUCUUCAUUGUUAAGAUUUUUAAAUUGUAGCAACAACGCAAAAUGUACUCUUGUUUCAGACAUAUUCCACGGGUUAAACAUUUACAUUAUUCUUAUUUUAUCCCAUUGUAGGCCUCCUCUUAGCCUUUAAACUGAUAAUGCGCAGAACAUUCUGAAACAUCUUAUUUCAUUUAUUAUAAUAAAACAAUUCAAUUUGUAUAGAUAGUCACUAUUAUUCAUAGGCUCACACAUGUUCAUUAUCUUAUAAAUACACAUCAUUGAUCUUCAGGCCAAUUAUACAGAAAUACGUCAUCUGCAUAAAUAGACACCAUCGUCCUAUUCGAGUCAAUAUUUUGACGGGUGUCGAGAAUCUGACAUCAGGAUUCCAGCUGCCAGGAUCCUAAUAGCCGGAUCCCCUAUAUACAAUUCAACCUGUGUAUUGAACUCUAAGCGCUCAUCUACACAAUAAUAUCAUGCAUCCACAUGACUAUAUAAAACCUGUCUACAUAACAUCUACUUUAUAGUACACACAUACAUACAGUAUAUAUGUAUUAUAUACUACUACAUACACACACAUAUAUAUAUAAAUACAUGUGCACAAAUAUAACAUAUACCAUGUAAUGUCACACAUAACUCUGCUAUAAGUGUCACUGCUGUAAAAGUAGUUUGAUAUAAUCAUUAGUGCAAGUGAAACAACUCCGCUCUAACAAUUCACUAUUUUUAUCACUGUAUGAAGCUUUGGGUGUAUGAAGCUUCCAAUCAUAAUUUGUACUUGUAUAUGGCAUUGUUUGGGUGUUAAUAACAUAUGCAUAGGUGAUGACAGUAAAUCAAUGAAGGGACGUAACUAAACAUUUGUAAGAACCUUUCAGUUGUGAAAUACUCACACAUGUACACAUUGGGCAUUUAUAGGGAAGACCAUCCUCCCUCAGUUGUGGGCACCAUAGCACUCCCUGCACCUAUGGCAUUACGCCUUCAUGCCUUAGAAACUUCCAGUGUUUUUUGUAUAAAUCUUGUAUGAAGUUACAAAGUCCUGUUUUCAUUAAUAUCUCAUUGGAUGUCUUUUUUUUCGGCGGUUUUCAAAGAGCAAUUAGCUUUCAGACAUGUUAUAUACAGAUACUGUAACAGAACGCCAUAUCCAUAUAAAAAAAACCCUUAACAUUACAUAUCGAUGUCAUCAUAAUAUUUUUAGAUUGCAUCUUUAGUGUAGACCUGUGACCUGGGAGGCUUUGUGCACAUGUACACAUACUAGAGUACAAUUAUGAUUGAUUCAUAUACAUAUUAUUUUGCACUUUAAUAAAUGUUGCAUAUUAUCAUUGUAGUUUAUUACAGUUUACUAACAAAUUAGUAACUUAGAUAACAUUCUGCAUCAUGACCUGCAGUAAAGCUUAUUUAAUGACAUCCACAGAUUAGUGGCUUGCAAAGAGCCUGUUACUUGUUUAGCAAUUUAAGCGUUAUUGUAUUUGUGUUGUGCACAUUAUAAAUAAGCUUGUACAGUAUAUUGUAAGCCAUAUUUUCUGACCGCGCUUAAGCAAGAAUUCUGUAUCCAUUUUCCCACUGACCAUUUCUCCAACCCUAGCAGAGAAGCAAGAAAAAGGCGAAUAGGGAUUUUUUUUUAAAUGUUACCCUUCAAAACCGUGUUCCGUACACAGACUACAUUAUUGUAAUAUACAUGUUUCUAGAUUGUUUUUUGUGCUAUUUAAUGUGUCCGUUUUUAAGCCUUUUUAAAUUGAUGUAUAUAGAUAGAUUUUUGUUGUUUAUUUUUAUUUUAUAACUUGUACCAGCCAAAUACAUAUAUCAUUUUGUUGGUUAUAUUUUAUUUUAACAAUUGGUACUUAAAAUUGUAAUCUGUAAAGUUUGUCUCCACUGUCUCCUCAUUUGUACAUAAAUGGACUGCAUAUCAGAGAUGUUGUAUAGCAUCUAGCAUUUUGAUGAAACUGUUUCUACAGUGAAUAUGAAUGUGUUUAUAAUACAUGUAAUAAAUCAGUUCGAUAUUUAAUGAUGGUACUCAUUGCUUGUUUAAAUAAAAGACACAUGAUUUAACAUUA
Messenger RNA from Pseudophryne corroboree (corroboree frog), 7432 nucleotides. RefSeq names its product semaphorin 3C (gene SEMA3C). The record is from RefSeq and is a predicted model, not a curated record. The transcript has 18 exons. Gene Ontology annotation, cellular component: plasma membrane. Gene Ontology annotation, biological process: axon guidance; negative regulation of axon extension involved in axon guidance; positive regulation of cell migration. NCBI's taxonomy places the organism in Eukaryota, Metazoa, Chordata, Amphibia, Anura, Myobatrachidae. Gene Ontology annotation, molecular function: chemorepellent activity; semaphorin receptor binding. Bases 512 to 2764 code for a protein of 750 amino acids.